Xyrauchen texanus (razorback sucker) is the source of this 913-nucleotide messenger RNA. Its product is annotated as periphilin-1-like. Gene Ontology annotation, cellular component: nucleoplasm. Bases 92 to 505 code for a protein of 137 amino acids. Lineage: Eukaryota; Metazoa; Chordata; Actinopteri; Cypriniformes; Catostomidae. The transcript is spliced from 5 exons. Gene Ontology annotation, biological process: negative regulation of gene expression, epigenetic; negative regulation of DNA-templated transcription; protein localization to heterochromatin. The record is from RefSeq and is a predicted model, not a curated record.
CCAAUACUUAAUAAUCGAUUAAUUCAGCGCGAGACGUCUGCAGACGGGAUGGACACGCGGACAGAAGCUUCCGCUCACGGGAGUAAAACGAAUGAAAAACCGCCUAUUCACAGAAAGAGGAGUCCUUCACGGAACACUCGCCCUUUUCGACCAAGGUUUGGGGGGAAAUACUUUCGUCCACGACAUUCCUCAGCCCUCCUCUGCAGACAGACCAUCACUGUCAUUCACUGUGCCACAAGAAGGUCAAGCCUGCAGCAGCAGAGAUGCUUUCUCAUCUGUGACACGUGCUGCAGCCAGAAACAGGGCCAUACAGAGAAAACGGGAGCAGAUAGAGGAGGUGUAUCGGCAGGACUGUGAUACAUUUGGAGUGGUUGUGAAGAUGUUGGUGGCUAAGGAUCCAUCCUUGGAGAGGCCAAUUCAGGUGUCUCUGCGUGAAAACUUGAGGGACAUUGGCUUGCGUUGUGUCGAGGCCAUGGAGCAAUUUAUUCAUGAGUAUGACUCUUGAUUGCCACACAAUCCAUCCUCCUCACAACUACACCAUCAAGUGAUGAGUGCAAACCUUUUUAAGGACUUUGGGUUCACUUCACUGUCGUGUGUUAAAUCAGUAACUUUGCAGGAAAGUUGAUCUCCAGGAGACAUAUUGAAAGCUUAAAUCAUUGUGUCAGCAAUUUUAAUCUAAUAGGUAUAAUCAACACUGUAAGUAGUUGAAAGUAAAAACAGAUCUUUAUCUGUCUAGCCAGUAAUAUCAGAUAUUCUCAAAAUUGGAAAUAAUGUCUAAUGCGAUUUAUGUUGUGUGCUUUUACUUUUAUUUUGAUCUUUUUAAAUUUGUAUUUCAUUAGUAAUUUGCAGAUGUUGUGUUAUGAGAGCAUAAUCUAAAACAUCUCUUGAAUUCUGAGGAGUUUAACAUUUUGUA